AUGAAUGAUAAACUUAGUUGUGAUAAAGUGCCAGCAAAAUUUUCGGAAUGGCUUCUCGGUAUGGGUUGUCCCGCAGAAAAAGUACCUUCUAUCGAAAAGAUGUCUCAAAUGUGCAGAGGCCAGUACUACAUGGUAUGGCGAAGUCUAAUGGAACACCUGGAGGCUAAAGAUAUAAUACGACAGAAAAGGUUGCAAGUCUUUUGUGAUGAUAUCAAAAUGUGUCGUGAGAAGUAUUUAUUUAAUAAGCAUGGAUCAAAUAUAAUUGUGCCAGAGGAACUAAAAGUAUGGCGACAGCAAAGGGAUAUUAAACAGCAAGUUGACGAAGCAGAAAAUAGAAUAGCACAAAAAAUAAAAGUACAAAAGGAGCUUCAGAACAAAAUUAUGUGCAAAAUUAAUCAACGUAAUUACAUACAGCAGCAGAUCAAGGAUCUCCAAAGACGUAACUGGUUACUGCAACAGGUUUCAAACGAUCUGACCAAUAAGAAGACAAAUCUGGAUGAAACUAAGAGUAUAUCGGAUUCAUUGUGUAGUUAUGUCGACGAUAAUGAUGUUGAGGAUAAAUUGGAUAAAUGUCUUUCUUCAGCAGUAACCCAUCAGUUUCCACUGUCUAAUGCAAUGGCCAGUUCAUCAUUGGUGUCCCAGGAACAUGAUAAUGCUGAAAGAGAUGAAAACAUAAAGAUACUAGUAAAAUGCCGCGGCGAUGUCUUGUGGCCGCAUCUAUAUGAAAAGCGUGCGGCGUUAGUGGAAAAACUUGCGUCCGAAAAUACAAAACAAAACCACGAUGUUAUUGCUAACAAGAUAACUCCCCAAACGAUAUUGGCCCAUACCGCGGCUUUGCAUGCAUCUUUGUCUCUGCAAGCGAUGAAAAAUAAGUUACAGCUUCAACAUACAAGGGAGAGGUUCGCAACUGCUAUCGACGAUCUUAAUAAUUAUAUAUCAGGUGAAUCGUGCGAGCUUCUAGUACUGAGAUGUGAGAGGGCGAGGUCGGAGGCUAGAGUGAAAUCACUCAAAUCACUCUUAACAGAGUUGAGUGAGUGCAGCGGAGUGUUCAGUGUUGAAGGGAACGGGGAUAACAUUGAAGCAACGCCCAAAGACAUUGCUAGUAUUGAUAAAUGUAUUGUUUACAGUAGAGACAAACUUAAAGUGUUGAUAUCAACGUUGGUUACCACUGAGAGGAAAAUUAAUAAUAUCAAAGAGUGUCUGAUCGGUGUUUUCAAAUCAUUUCAUAGCAAUGGCGCUGUAGAUGAAGUGUUUAGAGGAGUCCUGCUAGAUUUCCCUAAAGAACCGAUGCCAAUCUUAAAACAAUUCUUCACAGACAGAUGUGGGACGAUCAAAGAUGGUACUCUCAGCAUGGAGUUAGAAGUUUCAGAGUGUUCAUUCAGUGAAAAUAUUGAUUCAAGUCCAAGAUUUGUGGAUGAAUUAAAGAUAUACUUGAAAAAGUUCAAUUUGGAGAACAACAAGAAACUCGUAUUGGACAACGGUGAGAAGAUCUGGUUGUUUGAAACUAUUAAAGUUUUAUAUUCAAAGUUGGUUAAUGAGAUGUCUGUCAGUGACCAAACUAUUCUUUGCCCAUCAUUACUUCCCGGACGAGCUUUCAAACAGUUGAUUGAUGAUGUACAUGAAAUAAACUUAGUACAGAGUCUUAUUAAAGAUUGUAAUGUUAAUGAAGAAUCAGCUUUAAAUAUAGAUAUAAAAUCAAAAAUAACGCAAGAAGAAAUUGUAUCUGACAAAAUAAAGAAGACCAUAUCAGAAAAUUCGAAUUUGUUGGCAAAAAUAAACAAAACAUUGGAUUCAAGUCGCGAGGAUCUGCUGUUCUGGUCUGAAUCGAACUUGAAGAAGUUCAUCUCUAACAAUAGGACGGUCGAUGGAAAAACUUACAAGGAAUAUGAAACAUUAUACUUGGAGCAUAUUGCAUUGAAUUCAUGA
This is a messenger RNA of Danaus chrysippus (African queen), 1926 nucleotides long. The record is from the annotation of a GenBank genome assembly. Lineage: Eukaryota; Metazoa; Arthropoda; Insecta; Lepidoptera; Nymphalidae.